Molecule: messenger RNA, 870 nt
Organism: Spodoptera littoralis (African cotton leafworm)
Lineage: Eukaryota; Metazoa; Arthropoda; Insecta; Lepidoptera; Noctuidae
Source: the annotation of a GenBank genome assembly
AUGUGGCGACUUCUAUUGUUGACUAUUAUCGCGACUGCGUCAGCGCAGAUCCCUUCGCUCGGGUGGUGCCCUGAUUUUCAAGCUAUGGCAAACUUCAACAUGAACCGUUUCCUCGGUACAUGGUAUGAAGCCGAGAGGUAUUUCACCGUCACCGAGCUGGGCACCCGAUGCGUCACGACUCACUACACAGCCACACCUGAAGGAAGAAUCCUGGUCACCAACGAGAUCACCAAUUCCUUGACUGGCUUCAAGCGGAUAAUGGAAGGUCACCUGCAGAAGGUCGGCAGAGAAGGCGAGGGUCGCGUCAUGGUGAAGUACUCCUCAGUACCGUUGCCUUAUGAUUUCGAAUACAGCAUCCUGGACACCGAUUAUGACAGCUAUGCUGUUAUGUGGUCGUGCAGCGGCAUUGGACCUGUGCAUACUCAAAAUACUUGGUUGCUGACUCGUGACAGACUCCCAUCCCUGGCUGUGAUGCAGAACGCUUACGCUGUCCUCGACAGGUUCAAGAUCUCUAGGACUUUCUUCCUGAAGACCAACCAGGCUGACUGCACCAUCCUCCCUGAACCAGCAGCGGUUAGCGAACUCAAGAAUGCUGAUGUACCUGUAGUUGCUGAGGAAGUUGAGAAGGAGAAGGAGAAGGCGGUUGAGCAACCCGUUGAGAAAAGAGUCGACCCCGAAGUAAAGGCAGUUGAACCCGAAGAGAGAUCAGCCGUACCAGCAGAGAUUGCAGCUGAAGAACCCAACAAGCCGAUGCAGGUCCCAGAACUGAUCAUGUCUGAAUCUGAAAAGAAAGAAGAGAAAAUUGAGAAAAUAGAAGAACCAGCGAUGAUGGCCGAAACAAAAGAAAAUAAAGAAGCGCCUGCACAGUAG